CCACGGGCUUAAUUCAUACUUAAUAUAAUUUCUGAAAUUCUCUGAUAAAAACUCUAAAGACCCAACAAUGGCUUGCAAACUCCUUUGCUUCCUCAUCCUCGUGACCUUCGUUUCUCAAGGAUAUGGGUGCGACCGUAGCAAUCUAACUCUGAAACAAUCAAAGACCGGCAACUUGUAUAAGGACGUAACAGAGUGGGAAGUGAGAGUGACGAACCCAUGUCCAUGCGAUUUCAAGAACGUAAAGUUGACGUGCACCGGUUUCAAAUCGGUCUUACCCAUUGAUAAAUCGGUGUUGUCGAAAUCUGGUAAAGACUGUCUCCUAAUCAACGGACAGUCUGUCGGGUAUAAAUCAGACUACGUCUUCAGAUAUGUGUGGGCCACUAGCUUCAACUUCAAGAUCCUCGAUGCCACAAGCGCUUGCCCUUGAAUUUGUUUUUAGCGCA
Messenger RNA from Brassica oleracea var. oleracea, 443 nucleotides. RefSeq lists its product as uncharacterized. The record is from RefSeq and is a predicted model, not a curated record. The transcript has 2 exons. NCBI's taxonomy places the organism in Eukaryota, Viridiplantae, Streptophyta, Magnoliopsida, Brassicales, Brassicaceae. The coding region runs from base 68 to 427 and encodes 119 amino acids. Gene Ontology annotation, biological process: cell fate determination.